Molecule: messenger RNA, 1486 nt
Organism: Myxozyma melibiosi
Lineage: Eukaryota; Fungi; Ascomycota; Lipomycetes; Lipomycetales; Lipomycetaceae
Product: monocarboxylate transporter
Exons: 1
Coding region: 138-1436 (432 amino acids)
Biological process (GO): transmembrane transport
Cellular component (GO): membrane
Molecular function (GO): transmembrane transporter activity
Source: RefSeq, a predicted model, not a curated record
AUGACAAAAACAAGCAAAAGUGAAAGCAAAAGCAAAAAGCUGACAAAAGCUUUGAAUAAAUAGUAAUCCUAAACACACCUCCUCCUCUCUUCUUCACCAUAUCCUCCUCUUCACAGUAUUCUCAUCUUACCACCACCAUGGCCGACACUGAAAAACCCUCCAACACCACAAACAACACCACCACCACCACACCCUCCCUGCUCCCCCACGAGCGCUACCCCCCCGACGUCGGCCCCAGAGCCUGGCUCUGCGUCGCCGGCUCCUUCUGCGGCAUCUUCGUCUCCUUCGGCUACAUCAACGUCAUCGGCGUCUUCAACGCCUACUACCUCUCCCACCAGCUCUCCUCCUACUCCACCUCCGCCGUCUCCUGGAUCUCCUCGACCGAGACCUUCAUCCUCAUCUUCCCCGGCCUCUUCAUCGGCAGACUCUACGACAUGUACGGCCCCCGCCUCCUCAUCUGCGCCGGCACUGUCCUCCUCCUCCUCGGCGUCUUCACCACCUCCGCCGCCCACUCCUACUACCAAAUCAUGCUCGCCCAGGGCAUCUGCACCUCCAUCGGCGCCUCCCUCAUCUUCAACCCCUGCGUCGGCGCCCUCUCCGGCUGGUUCAAAGCCAAGCGCGGCCUCGCCCUCGGCAUCGCCGUCUCGGGUUCUUCCCUCGGCGGCGUCGUCAUGCCCAUCAUGUUCCAGCGCAUCUCCGUCCUCGCCGGCUUCGGCUGGGCCGUCCGCUCCAUCGGCUUCAUCAUGGCCGCCAUGGCCCUCGUCGCCUGCUUCACCGUCUCCUCCCGCAUCCACCCUUCUCGCUCACUGCCCGCCGCCCACGGCCACAUCUCCACCCGCACUGCCUACCUCGCGCCCUUCUCCGAGCUCGAGUUCGUGCUCAUGCUCUUCGCCAUCUUCUUCCUCUACUGGGGCCUCUUCAUCCCCAUAGGCUACAUCCCCUCGCACGCCAUGGCCCACGGCUUCUCCCAAAGCCUAGCCCUCUACCUCGUCGCCGUCAUGAACGCCGCCUCCGUCUUCGGCCGUCUGCUCCCGGGCUUCCUCGCAGACAAACUAGGCCGCUUCCCCGUCUUCUUCGUCGCCUGCGCCAUCACCGCAAUCCUCGUCCUCGCCCUCUGGCUCCCGGCCUCAGGCCACGUCCCCAUCAUCCUCUUCGCCGUCUUCUUUGGUUUUUCUUCGGGGUCAGCUAUAUCCCUCAUGCCGGCCGUCAUCGCUGAAAUCUCCCCGAUCCGCGAGAUCGGCACGAGGUGGGGCAUUAUCGCUGCGCUGGGAUCACUAGGUGCACUGAGUGGGAUGCCUAUCGCGGGGGCCAUUGUCGCGCAUAAUGGGGGGAAGUAUUGGGGUGCUGCGGUGUUUGCGGGCGUUAGUAUAUUGGCGGGGUGUUUUUUUAUCGCUUGUACGUGGGUCGUGUAUAGAAGGAGAGUUGCUGAGAAGUAGUUUGUUAUAGUAAACUGUAAAAUUAUAAUAAAUGUAUUUCUAUAUUUCUA